Molecule: messenger RNA, 2845 nt
Organism: Tupaia belangeri chinensis (Chinese tree shrew)
Lineage: Eukaryota; Metazoa; Chordata; Mammalia; Scandentia; Tupaiidae
Gene: SFSWAP
Product: splicing factor SWAP
Biological process (GO): mRNA 5'-splice site recognition; RNA processing
Molecular function (GO): RNA binding
Source: RefSeq, a predicted model, not a curated record
AUAUGAUGGGCGUGGUCACCUGCAUGACCUCUCCGAGUACGACGCCGAGCACUCCACGUGGAACCGCGACCACCAGCUGUCUGAAGAGGAAGCGCGAGUAGAGGCCCUGUGUGAUGAGGAGAGGUAUUUAGCCUUGCAUACGGACUUGCUUGAGGAGGAGGCGAGGCAAGAGGAAGAGUACAAGCGAUUGAGCGAGGCCUUAGCGGAGGAUGGGAGCUACAGUGCAGUGGGGUUCACUUACGGGAGUGACUACUAUGACCCGUCAGAGCCGACGGAGGAGGAGGAGCCGUCAAAGCAGAGAGAGAAAAGUGAGGCUGAGAAUUUAGAGGAAAAUGAAGAGCCCUUCAUCGCUCCGUUGGGCUUGAAUGUCCCACCUGACGUGGAGCUGCCACCCACAGCCAAGAUGCACGCCAUCAUUGAGCGCACGGCCAACUUCGUGUGCAAGCAGGGGGCGCAGUUUGAGAUCAUGCUGAAAGCCAAGCAGGCCCGGAACUCGCAGUUUGACUUCCUGCGCUUUGAUCACUACCUCAACCCCUACUACAAAUUCAUCCAGAAGGCUAUGAAGGAGGGACGCUACACCGCACUGGCAGAGAACAAGAGUGAGGAGAAGAAGAAGCCAGGGGUCAGCUCUGACAAUGACGAGGAUGAUGACGAUGACGGCCACUACCUGCACCCGUCUCUCUUCGCCUCGAGGAAGUGCGACCGCCUGGAGGAGCUCGUGAAGCCCUUGAAGGUGGUGGACCCGGAUCACCCACUUGCAGCACUGGUCCGCAAGGCGCAGGCUGACAGCUCUGCCCCCUCCUCGCAUGGCACAGACAGCACACCCGUGCAGCCCUCCCAGGGGGAGGACGCGGCUGACCCGACCGUAGCGGCCAUGUAUUACAGCUACUACGUGCUACCUGACGGCACCUACUGUCUGGCCCCGCCCCCUCCGGGCAUCGACGUGGCCACUUACUACAGCACCCUUCCUGCUGGCGUGACCGUGUCCAGCACCCCUGGAGUCGUGACGACCACUGCCCCACCACCGCCCGGGACCACGCCCCCGCCUCCCCCAAGCUGCCCUUGCUCCCCUGGCCGCCAUCAUCCCCCCGCCCCCCGACAUCCAGCCAGUGAUCGACAAGCUGGCGGAAUAUGUGGCUAGGAACGGCCUGAAAUUCGAGACCAGUGUCCGUGCCAAGAACGAUCAGAGGUUCGAGUUCCUGCAGCCGUGGCACCAGUACAAUGCCUACUACGAGUUCAAGAAGCAGUUCUUCGUCCAGAAGGAGGGAGGCACCAGCACACAGACGGCGUCAGCUCCGGAAGAGGCUCCGGCAGAGUCUGCCCCUGAGAAGCUGGAGGCCCUCGGAGAGGACAGCGCGCCUGCGGACAUCGCUGAGGCGGGAGGACGAGGCACCCCUGGAGGCAGGAAGGAGGCGUCGUCCAGUAAGACCCUCCCGGACGGGAAGCUCGUGAAAGCUUCAUUCGCUCCAAUAAGCUUUGCGAUCAAGGCCAAAGAAAACGAUUUACUUCCUCUGGAAAAAAACCGAGUCAAGCUCGACGACGACAGUGACGACGACAGGGAGGGCGGGGAAGGCCAGGAGAGCUGCAGCAGUGCCGCGGCCCCCGACCCAGCCGUCGCUGCGCCCUGUGUUGCCGUGGAAGAGAAGAGGCCUCAGCUCACCCAGGAAGAGCUCGAAGCAAAGCAAGCAAAGCAGAAGCUGGAGGACCGCCUAGCCGCUGCUGCCCGGGAGAAGCUUGCCCAGGCGUCUAAGGAGUCCAAGGAAAAGCAGCUGCAAGCAGAGCGCAAGAGGAAGGCCGCUCUGUUCCUGCAGACCCUGAGGAACCCCCUGCCAGAAGCAGAUGCUGGGAAACCUGAGGAGAGUCCCCCGAGUGCUGAGGAAACCGGUGCUGCACCCUGUCCUCUGCUGGCUGGGGGCCGGCCUCCACCCGCCCCAGAAGUUAAACUACCCGAAAGGCCUUCAAGCAGAAGCAGAGACCCGCCGAGAGAAGAGGAGAGAGAAAAGAAAAAGAAAAAGCACAAGAAGAGGUCUCGAACGAGGUCGCGCUCGCCCAGGCACCACUCGUCCUCCAAGUCCCGGUCACGGCUGCACUCGAGGGCUGAGCGCGCACUCCCCAGUGCCUACCGGACGGCGCGGCGGUCCAGGUCCCGCUCCCGGUCCCCUCGGAGGAGAGCUCACUCCCCGGAACGACGGCGGGAAGAAAGGAGCGUCCCCACCGCCUACCGGAUGAGCAGCAGCCCUGGGGCCAGCCGGAGACGGACACGCUCCAGGAGUCCCCACGAGAAGAAGAAGAAGCGGCGGUCUCGGUCGCGGACCAAGUCCAAGGCCAAGUCCCCAGCGGCAUCCCCGAGUCGGCAGGCGGCACCCCGGCCUGCGGCACACUCGGCACACUCUGCCAGCAUCUCCCCCGCCGAGAGUCGGGGCUCCAGCCAGGAGCGCUCCAGGGGAGUCUCUCAGGACAAGGACGGGCAGAUCUCUUCGGCUAUCGUCUCUUCUGUGCAGAGCAAGAUAACUCAGGAUCUCAUGGCCAAAGUCAGAGCAAUGCUCGCAGCUUCCAAAAACCUGCAGACCAGCGCCUCCUGAGACUGGCCGCCGCCCAGACGCUGUCUCCACGGCCACGUGGCGGCCACGCCUGUGUCUGGCGGAGCCGGCACGUGGGGCUGGCUUUGGGCAGACUGUCGCCGGGCACGUCAGGACUUGCCGGGACCCCAGGACAGUCGGCUUCUGUAAAUAACUUUUGAUGACAUUUUCAGUCCCAAUUUCUGACCAGCACUCUGUACAUUUGUAAAUAGAUCAUGUCUGUGAACGCGUUACGAAUAAACGGGAGGAGCCCUUUUUAGCCAGCA